Caenorhabditis briggsae is the source of this 2523-nucleotide messenger RNA. The transcript is spliced from 12 exons. The coding region runs from base 1 to 2523 and encodes 840 amino acids. Gene Ontology annotation, molecular function: ATP hydrolysis activity; ATP binding; DNA binding. The record is from RefSeq and is a predicted model, not a curated record. Gene Ontology annotation, cellular component: nucleus. NCBI's taxonomy places the organism in Eukaryota, Metazoa, Nematoda, Chromadorea, Rhabditida, Rhabditidae.
AUGGAUGACGACUACAACGUUUUGUCCACCGGAUUUGAUGAAGACGAUGGAGCACUGCAUUACCCGGAUGAUGAAGGAGAACAAUUAGCAGUCGUGUCAAAUACCGAAAAUCAAAUAGGUCAAGAAGUUAGAAAUGCUCUUGAAGAAGUUGGAUACGGAACCCGUAAGAGACGUCUGAAUGAUGUUGAAGAUGUAUUCGAUAAAUACGGAAGACGGUCACAUCCAAUGGAUUGGUUCGAAAGAUCAGAGACAGUUUCAAUUAAUGUAUUGCAAAAUUCUCAAAGAAAUGCGGCAAAGCGAAGAGCCCUUGAGGUUUUAGAACAGCAGAUCAACGAAACAGUUGUUGAAGCAGCUAAGGUCAAUGUCCGGGAUGAUGAUGAAGGCGAGCGAGAUGGAGAACAAACUAUUUCUUCUCUCUGUGAACGGGAACUGCAAAGAAGAUAUCAACGAAAAAAGGAAAUCAUGAAAAAUCCUCCAGUUGAUGGAUCAAACUGGAUUGGACUUUGGGAUGUGAUCGAUGGAAAACGUUUCUACAUUCGAACUUUCCGGGAAAACCAAACAGCUACGUCAUUGGUUGAAAGUAUCACUCAGCAAGCCACUCGAUCGAGGGUUGGAUAUCGUGCAUUUCAAACGAUUUGCCAGGAAGCUGAAAACAUUCGAAAAACGAAAGAAGCAAAUAGGAUUAACGAACAAGAAUCCGAGUUCUCUCAAAUGAUGAAUGAAUCGCUGCCGGUCCAUUCAGAGUCUUCCUUAUGGGUUAACAAAUAUGAGGCAAAAAAUUUUGCUGAUUUGCUGUCAGACAGUACGGUUAACCGGAACAUUCUGACCUGGCUAAAAAUGUGGGAUGAGUGUGUCUUCCAACGGAAAGUCGACAAUCUGCUAGCCAGUCUCGGAGAACGAGAGAAAGACGUUCUUCAAAUGGAUAACGGAAAAAUUCGCCGACCCUCUAUGAAAAUGUUGCUCCUUUCGGGUCCUGCAGGUCUCGGCAAAAGUACAUUGGCUCGUAUUGUGGCUAGCCAAGCUGGAUAUGCUACUAUUGAUGUCAACGCAAGCGAUGCUAGAACAGUUGCGGAUCUUAACAAAGUACUAGAAGGAGCCGUGAAAACGUCUCGUACGCUGGACGGUGAUCAGCGCCCAGCUUGUCUUAUUCUGGAUGAAAUCGAUGGAACUCCAAUUGACACAAUUCGUCAUUUAAUUCGAUGCCUUCAAGCUACCGGAAAGAAAGCGGUUCGACGACCAAUUAUCGGAAUUUGCAAUAACUUAUACACGCCAGCCCUUCGAGAUCUGCGCGGAGUUGCAUGGUGUGUUCAGCUGAGUGCCACCAAGCAAGAUGCACUUGCCAAACGUCUUGAACAGAUUUGCGACAUGGAAAACCUCCGUUGUGAUUUGAGCACACUGAGAAAGUUAUGUGAUUUGUGUGCAAACGAUAUGAGACAUUCCAUCAACACACUACAAUGGGCCGCUGUUGCUUCAAACAAAACGAAACGAUCCAUCACUAUGAAGCUGAUUCACGAGGUUGUUGAAAAAGAGAAAGGCGGUGCCGCCUCAAUCUUUGAGCACUGGUCUUCCAUUCUGGAGCUCUCAAAGCAUGUAGAUGCGAAAGGGGGCAUCAAAAAUACACGGGAACGUGUUUUUGUCAUUGAACGGAUCGCAGCCGAGCAUGGAGGAGAAGAACGAUUUGUGUCUGGUUUACAUGCAAAUUAUAUGGUCUCACUUCCGAUAGGAGUCAUUCGCAAAGCUUCCAGUUGGUUCUUGUUCUACGAUGAUAUGCAGAAGAUUAUUCACAGCCUCCAAAACUGGUCCGUUCAAAAAUAUGCGUCUUCCUUUUUCGUUUCUCUUCAUCUGAGCCUCGCAACACAUGCUCGUGUUUCGAUUGCAUAUCCUCAGUUAGAACAGACAAUAUAUCAAAAGUCAAAAGAAUCGGAAGAGACUAUAAGUGAUGUUCGCUCUUGUGGACAUUUUGGACGUCAAACACAGAGGAAUGAGUUGGUAUUGGAUAUACUUCCAUAUAUUGUCAAAAUUGCUCAGCCACCCAUCAAACCGAUGAAUGAGUCACUGUAUAACCAGCGGGAGCUAUCUAUUUUCAAUCAAACGGUUUCUGUCAUGUGUGAUUACGGAUUAACAUAUACGGCCACUAUGAUCAAGGAUCAAAUCAACUGGCUCUUCACUCCUGCUAUUGAUGUUCUCACAAUGUUUCCAUUGGAAGAACCAAAACGGCCCUACCUCGCCAACGCCACAAGGCAGUUGAUUGCUCAUAAGAUUACACUGACACGUGUUCGACUAGCUGAUCACACUCCACAGCAGCAGUCCGAACGAAUCACGACUAAUACGGACAAAAUCAAGGAGAUUAUCGACACAGAAAAUCAGAAGAAGAAAAAGCGUCUUUCAGCUGGAGCCAUGAAGCGUAAAGAACAAGGAAAACAUUCCGAUGUCAUUUUCACACAUCAGGAUGGAGACAGUAAUGCUGUGAAGAAGAAGGUCACGAUUCAACAGCUGAAUUCGAUAAUUUUUGGAGAAUCGUAA